This is a messenger RNA of Cynoglossus semilaevis (tongue sole), 3433 nucleotides long. RefSeq names its product caseinolytic mitochondrial matrix peptidase chaperone subunit X. Gene Ontology annotation, molecular function: ATP binding; ATP-dependent protein folding chaperone; ATP hydrolysis activity. The coding region runs from base 348 to 2222 and encodes 624 amino acids. The transcript is spliced from 15 exons. The record is from RefSeq and is a predicted model, not a curated record. Gene Ontology annotation, biological process: protein folding. Gene Ontology annotation, cellular component: mitochondrial matrix. Lineage: Eukaryota; Metazoa; Chordata; Actinopteri; Pleuronectiformes; Cynoglossidae.
CUGCUUAGGCAUCAAUGGAGCCUCCAUGUUGUCCAAACCAGUGACCUCCCCUAACACAGUACUGUACGCGGAACUGACGCUAGUUGGCUAGCAAUGUAAACGACCUCAUUUACAGCAUCGAGCGUUUGUGUUACAUCAUUUGUGGGUCGUGUCCCACUUGGUUAACCUCGUCCCAGGGAAGUCAGUGCGUCUAACUUUAUAGCAGUAGUACCUGUAGUUUGACACUAUAAGCUCUCGAACCCGAACAGCUCGACAGCGACAGUGAGUUAGCAUAUUUGUUGUUCUGAGGGGGAUUGUUUCAAAUACUGCGGUUUCAUCGUGCCUUGGUGUCAUCCAAAACAGAAGUAAUGUCCUGUCCAUGUACUUCAGCUGCUAGGUUGUUGCUGAAUACUGCACACAGAGGAUUGUCCUGCUCUCGUAUUCAGUUCUUUUCCCUGAGUCGUCAGAGGUGUUGGGAAAUUCCUUCACCUACACAGGUGAGGGUAAGGUCAUUUUCGGAGACUGCAGUGUGCUUUGCCUCCAAAGAUGGUACCACAAAGGAUGGUGGGAGUGAUGGAGGAAAGAAAAGCGUCAGUGAGGGGAAGAGACACUCCAGCCCUGGAGGGUCAGGAAAGGGGGGAAAUCAUCUUUGCUGCCCUAAAUGUGGAGUUCCAUGCACAAAUGUAGACACCUUUGUAUCAUCACCGCGGUUUGUCAAAUGUGAGAAAUGCCAGUAUUUUUUCGUGGUGGUGUCUGAAACGGACUCAAAGAAGGGACUAAACAAAGAGCCUGAAUCUGCUGCAGAGGCGGUCAAACUGGCUUUUACGCAGAAACCUCCCCCACCCCCAAAGAAGAUAUUUGCUUACUUGGACAAGUUUGUUGUUGGCCAGUCCUAUGCAAAAAAGGUGUUAGCAGUUGCAGUAUACAAUCACUAUAAGAGAAUCUACAACAACAUUCCUACUGGGAAUCGGCAGCAGGUGGAGAUAGAAAAACAGCCCUCCCUUACUCCCCGGGAGAUAGAGGUGAAAAGAAGAGAGGAUGAAUACAGAUUCACAAAGUUGCUGCAGAUUGCAGGGAUCAGUCCUCAUGGAAACGCUCUGGGUGUGUCCAUGCAGCAACAGGCUAGCCAGCAGGCACCUCAGGAGAAGAGGGGUGGAGAGGUCCUUGACUCCAACAACACUGACAUUAAACUUGAGAAGAGCAACAUAAUUCUUCUUGGCCCAACAGGCUCAGGAAAAACACUGUUGGCACAGACACUGGCACGUUGCCUAGACGUUCCCUUCGCAAUCUGUGACUGCACCACAUUAACUCAAGCUGGGUAUGUAGGAGAAGACAUUGAGUCGGUCAUUGCUAAAUUGCUCCAGGAUGCCAACUACUCAGUGGAAAAAGCCCAGCAAGGUAUUGUGUUUCUGGAUGAGGUUGAUAAGAUUGGCAGUGUUCCUGGAAUUCAUCAGCUGAGAGAUGUGGGAGGAGAAGGAGUCCAGCAGGGUUUGCUCAAACUGUUGGAGGGAACAAUAGUUAACGUUCCUGAGAAGAACUCCAGGAAGUUGAGGGGAGAAACUGUGCAGGUUGACACAACAAACAUCUUGUUCGUUGCAUCGGGUGCUUUUAAUGGACUUGACAGAAUCAUCAGCAGAAGAAAGAAUGAAAAGUAUUUGGGAUUUGGAACUCCUUUGAACCAGGGCAAAGGUCGCCGUGCCGCGGCAGCAGCAGACUUGGCUAACACCAGCGGAGAGACAGACGCAGUGGCAGAGAUUGAGGAGAAAGACAGACUUCUGAAGCACGUCGAGGCUCGGGACCUGAUCGAGUUUGGAAUGAUCCCAGAGUUUGUAGGCCGUCUCCCUGUUGUUGUUCCUCUGCACAGUCUGGAUGAACCAACGCUGGUCCGCAUCCUCACCGAACCACGCAACGCUGUGGUUCCUCAGUACCAGGCUCUGUUCAGUAUGGACAAAUGUGAUCUCAAUGUGACUCAGGAUGCUUUAAGAGCCAUAGCCAGAAUGGCCCUGGAGAGGAAAACUGGAGCUCGUGGACUUCGGUCCAUCAUGGAAAAGCUCCUCCUGGACCCCAUGUUUGAGGUGCCACACUCCGACAUCAUAGUUGUGGAGCUGAACAAAGAUGUUGUUCAAGGAAAUUCCCAACCUCGAUACAUCAGGGCCCCACCCAGACAGACAGCCGAGGAGGAAUACGACUCAGGCAUUGAGGAAGAUAACUGGCCUCGACAGGCAGAUGCUGCUAACAACUGAACCACACGUCACUCAUUUCAGCUAAAGCCAGAGCUCCCUAAAUCAUGAGAAUAAUCUGAAUCCUUGGGAACCAGCUGUGGGUUUUCUGAAGCUGUGUUGGUGUUCAGAUGCAAUGAAGGUUGCUGGUUCUCUUAGGAUUUCUUUCAUCACGAACAAGUUCUAACUAUGUACCAACGUUUGGUCCUGUGCACCAGUGUUAAGUCUCUUGUAGUGCACACUAAUGGUGGACCUUGAUAAACUAUUUCAAUCUCUGGGGAUUGUUACCAUUUUAUCUAUAUAAAGAUAAUGAUAUUUUAUUCAUGAAAUGAUGUGUAGCUAUUUUUUUCUUCAUGUGGUGAUGGACUGGAAUGACAAACACAGCAAAUGACAAAAAGGAACAAUGGGAUCACAUUAAUGUACACAAAAAAUGGGCUACUUAGAAAGUGUAGAUGUGAUUUUACCAUGUCGAUGAUGCCUUAUGUCAGUGAGGGCAUACUAUUCCACAAGCACAUCAAUAUUUUGAUGUUUUCAUCUUUUACCACCAUUGUAAUAAUGGUGCUAACAGUAAAAGUCAGCUGUAAAUGUGAAGCUAACCUGCUUGAGUAGCCUUUUUAAGCAGUUUGUAUGAGAUGACCUCAAAAUAGGGGAACUUUGUUUUUGAAGUGCAAUGCACCAGCACACAGCAGAUACCCGAAUAAUGAUUUUUUUUUUAACAGCCUGAAUGGUUACUUUUCAGCAAUUUUUACUUCUCCCCCCCUUUAGUGAAUAUACAGUUGAAAAAAAAAAGAUGACCCUCAAUAAAAGCCUAACUUGUUGAACAUAUUUCUCAGUUGCUUUCAGAUGGAGCAAGGUUUUUCUUUACUGUCUUUCUGAACAUACUAGACUAAUUUAUUUUUAACUUUGCAGACAGAGAGUCAAUAAUGUUUUACCAAACUCAUAAGAAUGGUCAGGAUUAUUACCUUUAUACUUUCUUGUUUGUGUUUUAAAAAAAUACCAGGAAAGCCUUCUGGAGUUUCCUGCUCAAUUCUGCUUUAGUACAUCUUUAAAGCUCAUCCAUGCCUCGACCAGGGCUAUAUAUUCACUCCUGAGAAAUGAAAGUCGGGGGCAGUUUGAAACAUCCAGCUUGUCCAUCUGGAGGUGGUUCUGCACCACUUGUGAUCUGUUGGGUUUUUUUGUUGCAUUGAAAGCCCAUACAGUGACCAAGACCCAGAUCUGCUCCAGACUUCCUGGUG